GAGGAGAAGCGAGGAUGAGGUAAUAGGUUGCUUUUAACGUCAGCUGGAAAAUUUUCCUCUUCAGAGCAACUGGCGAGGCCAGGCCAUACAGAACGUGAACAGAGCGCAGCGUGUAGAUUUGUUAAUAUAUAUAUAUAUAUAUAUAUAUAUAUUUGUAUAUAAAUAUAUAUAUAUAUAUAUAUAUACAUACACACACACACACAUAUACUCAUUUUUACACGCACAAUUUUGGAAAGGAAAGAAAAUAUAGAAACAGCGCUUGUACCAGAAUAAGGAAAUUUAAUUAACCAUUUAUUUUAUAUACAUACAUAUAUAAUAUUUUAUAUAUAUAUAUAUAUAUAUCAGUGUAUAUAUAGAUAUAUUUAUUCCUAAAUAGAUCAUCCAUACACACAAAAAGUCGUGUGAUUUAACAGUAUUUAAGAUAGAAAGGUGAAAAAGGCCCAAAGUCCUUAAAAUUUUAUGUUACACAAAGAUCGCCAACUUCAACCACAUUUACUGAACGGUUUUUAAAGCAUAUGUAUAUACAAACAUAUAUAUUUGUGGACAUACGGAUUACAUAUUGUGAACAACUUGGGAAAAUACUAUUUUUUUGAGCGGAAAAAAGAAAGUUUUGAAUGACCAGAAGUUGAGAGAGAGAGAAAAAAAGUGUUUUGUAAAAUUUUUUAUUUCGUUAUUGGAUAAAAAUAUUUAUUAUACAUACAACUACAUAUAUAUAGUUUCACACAUUUAUAUAUAUUUAUAAAUAUCAAUAAAUAUAUAUACUCAUAUUUAAAUAAUUCCAAAACAAAAAAAGAGCAAGAUGCCUGAUUCAGGAGAAAUAGAUGUUCUUACACCAACAUUAAGUUUACCAGAACGAAGAAGGGCCGGAUUGAAACUUGAAUUCGGCUCUUUGAAUGUCGUGAGCAAGAAAUGCAAACUGGAAAGUUUAUCAGCCGAUGUGGGCCUGUCUGAUAUGUCGAACGGUACUUUACGCCGGGCGCGAACUAUAACCACCAACGAACUGGCCGGACGUUUGUCGUCGGGUCGCGCGAAAAGCAUGCUGAUCGUUGACUGCCGGCCCUUCUUGGAGUACAAUAUGUCACACAUACGGGGCGCAAUCAACGUCAACUGCAUCGAUCGGUUAAACCGCAAAAAACUGCAACAGAAGGGUAAAGUGGCUCUGGUCGACUUGGUCACCACGAAAGAAGGCAAAGAGAUGUUUCGGAGACGUUCUGCCAAGGAGAUUAUCUUGUACGACACUUGUACGAGAGAUGAAAGUCACUUAAGCAGGGACAAUGCACUCACAGCCGUCCUCAGUUUACUGUACUGGGAGGGGAAAGAGGCAUUCAUUUUAAAAGGGGGUUUACGGGAAUUCAAGUCAAAACACGAAAAUCUAUGCGACAAUUUACUAUGGAUGUCGUCAGACUGUCGUUUGUUAUCGUCAGAGUGUCGUCUGGUACACAGUCCUUUGACGCCAUUAGUUGAACAUCAAAUCGAAGCAGCCGAGGUUUCACGAAUAUUGCCUUUUCUCUAUUUAGGUAACGAGCGAGAUGCUGGUAAUUUACAAAUUCUGAAAGAGUUAGAUAUAACUUAUAUUUUAAAUGUCACGUCACAUGUUCGACCCCAUUUCGAGAGUCAAGGCAUUCAUUACAAAACGAUACCAGUAACGGACAGCGGUCACCAAAAUCUACGGAAGUACUUUGAUGAUGCCAUUGAAUAUAUAGAUGAGGCCAAACGAAACGGCGCCAAGAUCUUAAUCCAUUGUCAAGCCGGAGUAUCACGGUCGGCAACUGUGACCAUCGCAUAUUUACUGAAACACUCCACCCUCAGUAUGACAGAUGCUUACCGAUAUGUCAAGCAAAAGCGUGCAAUCAUUUCGCCGAAUUUUAACUUCAUGGGACAACUCAUGGAGUUUGAACAAUCCUUAAACAACGGACUCUCGCCUAGAAUCCCUGAGAAAUCGCGGGAAGAGUUUGACGAGAUUGACAGCUGGUUAUAGCGAAGCGUCCAGUUUUUGUAAAUCUUCUGUAUAUCUUUUGAUUGUGUCUAUACGCGCGCGCGCAUGUGUGUGUAUGAGAGAGAGAGAGAGAGCCGAGUGAGAUGAGAGCAGUCGUGGUCGAAAGGAGGCUUCUUUGUAGCAGCAUGUCUUUCGGCUCAUGGCUGCGAAUCGACCAAGCCAGUCAGGGAAAAAUAAAAAAACUGUCUUUGAUGGAGACGCGUGUCCGAGAUAUCUCCCAGGUUCCAUCGACCGCCUGGGAGUUUGUUUGUUUUUUUUACUUUUUUUUUUGGUCACAUCCACAUGCUGUGUCACACCUACUGAGUCUGUAACGUAAAGACGACGUAAAGACGACGUAAAGACAUGCAAAUAUAUGGUGCACGUGUGCGUGCGUGCGUGCGUGUGUGUGUGUGUUUGUGUGAGACUUGGGAAUCGGUCAAAUGAAGCUAGUCUUAUUAAAUCUCUCUCUCUCCGUGUCGAAACAAACGAUGAAUGAGUGAUGGUGAAAAUUCCUCAACAAUAGCCAAUUCACAAAACCAAUCAACUAAUCAAAACACACAAACCACUACCACUGCUGUCAUCACCGUCAAUCAGUUGCCAUUGUAAUAUAAUACAUAUAUAUAAAUAUAUAUAUAUAUAUAUAUGUAUAUAUAUAUAUAUAUGUAUAUGUAUAUCUAGUCUAAACAGUAUUGAUAAAAAUGUAACUAGUCAGAAAUAAUAAUAAUGACCACAGAAAUCCUUCUGAACACAAUAAAAUAUGCUACCAGUGAUACGUUGGGGUCGAUGGUAUUUGUUAAAGCCCCCCUUCAAUCUCAAAACUGCUGGCCUUGUACCAAAAUCAGAAACCAUUAUUAUUAUCAUUAUCAUUAUUAUUGUUAUUAUUGGUUGACCGUCAAACCUCAUCUCUCCUUUUCUCAGAUUGUACGGGUACAUACAUGCGUGUGUGUGUGAUAUCUGUAAUAGUAGUGUUGUUAUUUGCAAUAAUCUUCCCUUUUUUGUGUGGUGUGUGUAUAAUAUAUGUAUGUAUGUAUGUAUGUGUAUAUAUAUACACACACACAUACCAUAUGGAAGAUGUAAGAGAUGCAGGAGAGAGAGCAGGUAAAGACAGGUCUUGUAACAAUGGCAUUGACAGACUGUGUUGAACCAUAUAUAUAUAUGUAUAUGUAUAUAUAUAUGUACAAGCCAAAUAACUGAAAUAACAUUAUAUAUAUGUAAUGUGUUUUCAACUAUGAACAUUCCAGUAUUAUCAAAAUGAGAUUUGAAAGAGAGAGAAUAAAAAUAAAAAUGAGAAUAAAAGACGUUAAAACAUGAAACUGCAGCCAGUAUGAUUAUAUAAAAUUGUGUAUCUAUCUUUAUUUAUCUAUAUGUUUAUUUAUAUAUCUGUAUCUAUCUGUCUAAUUUGUCUGUCCGUUGGUCGUUUGGUCCGUUUGUUGAGAAAUAUAAUAUAAAAAUCUCUAAAAAAAAAAAAAAAAAAAAACUUGAAUAAGUUAUACACAAAUUCACACAUGUUGUUGGGGGAGGGGUUUUUGGUAAGGGUUGGCGGGGAUUGGCCAGAAGAAAAAUGAAAUUAAAGAUACUCAGAGAAUGAAAGACAAAUAUUUAAAUGAAAUUUUGAACAAAACCCACCGACUUUUUUAGUUUGUUGUUUUCAAACAAACAAUAAUUUGAAAAGAAAAAAGAAAUGAAUGAAUAAUGUUAUUAUUAUCAUCCUGAUUAUUAAUAAUAUUAUUAUUAUCAAUAUUAUUAUUAUUAUUAUAAUGGAUGAACAAAUAUUUACUGAAUGAUAAAGAAGAAAGACAAACGCAAAACAAAAUGGCCACCAAUAUCAUCACCAUUGCCUCACAGCGUUUCUUCAAGAAAUAUAUUAUUAUAUUCAUUAAACUUGAAAAGAAAGCUGUGUGGAAUUGGGAGCUCAAAAUGAGAUUCAUUCUUUCUGAACAAUUUUUUUGUACAUUUUUGGGGGAUUUUUUUUUAUUCAAUUAUAAAUAUAUAUUUUUUUUGUGGUUACAAAAACUUUUUACAGUUUUUUUUUUUUAAUGAUGAAAAAUAAAGUGAUUUUUUUUCCAAGUCGUGCCUUUGUGGUACAAACAAAAUGAUGUUUCAAGAAUAAUACAAACAGAACAGUGAUGAUAAAAAUAUCUCUUUAUAUAUAUAUAUAUAAAUAUGUAUGUGUGUUUGUAUGUAUGUGUUUGUUUGUGUGUAUGUGUGUAAUUUAUAUAGAAUGUCUGUGUGUUUAUUACACACAUAUAUAUAUACAUACAUGUAUGCAUACAUAUAUGUAUAUAUAUAUGUGUGUAUGUAUGUAAUAUAAUUUUUGGUAUGAAUUUGUAUUUAUUUUUUAUUUAAUGUGUGUUAGCAGAGGAGACAUGUUAUCCGGAAAGGAAAGAGAAGAAAAAAAAAACCCUCUAAAGUGUGUGUAUGUAUGUAUGUAUAUAUAUGUAUAUAUAUAUACACACACAUACAUAUAUAUGACAACAAAAAUUCAAUCAAGAAUUAUAAAAGAAAAUAAAUUAAAGAUGUAGAAUAAAUGAACACCUUUUAUUUAAAAGAAAAAGAUAGGUAUAUUAAGAACAGAAUUUUAAAAUAAUUAUUCAAAUAUUUUGGAAAAAAAAGCAGUAACAAUACAAAUUGGACCAGAAGCCAAAUGAAUACCAUUAUAUAAUAGAAUUAAAAAUUAAGCCCCAAAAUAACAUUAUAUAUAUAUAUAUAUAUAUAUAUAUAUAUAUAUAUAUUAUAUAAUCUCCAAAGCAUUCAACAAAAUAUUAUAGAAACAUUUUUCAAAAUGGCUACCAAGCAGUUGUCUGCUUCUAGCAUUUUUUUUUUUCUUAAGUAUCUCCAUAUAUUCUCUUCUCUUUCAUGCUAAAUUAAACUUUCUCCUAAUCUCUCUCACACAUAUAUUCAUAAAACAUAUUUAAAAACCAUCUAAAUGAUGGUGUUUCAUUUUUAUUUUUAAAGUUUAAGUUUUUUUUUUGUUUUUUGUUUUUUCUUUUCUCCUGAUUCAUCACACAAAAUUUCUUCGUUUCUUUUACGAUUUUAUUUUUUUUUUUUUCCCCUUUCCGAAUUUCAUUAUUUAUAAAAAUUGUAUUUAUUCGUAUUAUUUAUUUAUUUUUGUAUAUUUCUAUAUAUUAGAUAUUAUAAAUAUUAAAGAAAACAUGAAACAAAUAAACAAAAAAGAUAUUAUAUAUAUAUAUUAUAUAUAUCAUAUGUAAUUAAAUUAUUUCUAUGCGUAAUGAA
Molecule: messenger RNA, 5209 nt
Organism: Octopus bimaculoides (California two-spot octopus)
Lineage: Eukaryota; Metazoa; Mollusca; Cephalopoda; Octopoda; Octopodidae
Product: dual specificity protein phosphatase 10
Biological process (GO): peptidyl-tyrosine dephosphorylation; negative regulation of MAPK cascade
Cellular component (GO): cytosol; cytoplasm
Molecular function (GO): protein tyrosine/threonine phosphatase activity; MAP kinase tyrosine/serine/threonine phosphatase activity; MAP kinase tyrosine phosphatase activity
Source: RefSeq, a predicted model, not a curated record